AUGGCGCAACCAUCAACACAUGUCUCAGCUUGUCAGACGAGAGCAGAGAGGCAGAAAGACAUGGUGGAUCUUUUCAAAGCUUCGCUCGCCUUGGGUGCAUUUGCACGUCUGACACGCUCAUCAUUUCAGCAGGUGCUUCUGGACCGAAUCAAGCAUGCCGCUCUGCUCAAGGAGAAUUUCUCUGUUGCCAUAAUCUUCCCGCUUGGCACAGAGCCCGGAUCGUUCUAUCCGAACCUUCGUGGGGCGUACUGCUUUGAGCAAACGGUGGAGGAUUUCUGGAAGGUUCACGCACUGGAAUCGGACUGGCGCGACUACCUGUCCUUCUUCUUCUUGGCAAAUGCUGUUCGCGUUGAGAAGCAAUUCGGCGGCCCUGCUGCUGCUUUCUAUGGGAUCUUUACGCACACAAAGGCCAUGGUGGUUGAUGAUGAGAUUUCCUAUCUUGGUUCUGCCAACAUCAACGAUCGGUCUUUACUUGGCCGAGAUGCCGAGGUCGGGAUUACCACGUGGGGAGGCUCCUUUCCGAAGCAGUUACGCGAGACCCUUCUGAAGCACCAUACCGGCCCUGGCUUCGGCCAGAUCGAUGCAGCAAGGCUGGUGCCCUGCUUGCGUGCUCUCGCCGAGGGUAAUGCAGAGGAACUUCGGAAGACCAUGGGUAUUUCGUUUCCGCAGGGUUCCUUCAAAGACUCCAGAGGCACGCGUCAGCUUUUCGGAAUGGAGGACCUGUUGAACCAAACGCCAACCCAAAAGGCUGAGUUGCCCUACCCACGAUCGCGCGUUGUGGCCGGAGGCGGUGGCACGAGCCACUUUGAUUGGUUCCUCCUUCCCAAUGUUUCAAGGCCACCCGACUUGCGCGGACUCCUCUUUCCUUGGUCGAGGCAUAUUUGGGGCAUGCCUGCAGUGACGCAGAUC
Symbiodinium necroappetens is the source of this 909-nucleotide messenger RNA. Lineage: Eukaryota; Dinophyceae; Suessiales; Symbiodiniaceae. The record is from the annotation of a GenBank genome assembly.